AACGCGUCUUUGCUUAAUUAACAAGUACGUUUGUUUAGUCACCGAGCCAAGACAAUCCGUACAUCCAUCACUUCGACUUUCAUGGAAGCUCUUGCGCGUUUUCCGAGGCAACAUGCUUCGCAGAGUUUGCGGCGUACUUUACACGCGAGCGCCGCGCAGUUGAAAGUUCAGCCGCAGAACUUGAAAGGCAAGAGCAAAGCAUCGCAGGACUGGCUGACGAGGCACCUCAAUGACCCGUACGUGAAACAGUCGCGGUACGACAACUAUCGAGCGAGGAGCGCUUACAAGCUUGCGGAGAUCGACGACAAGUACCACAUCCUCAAACCUGGCUACAACGUCGUGGAAUGCGGGGCAGCUCCUGGAGCCUGGACACAAGUUAUCGUGGAAAGGAUCAACGCCAACGGGACAGAUUUCAACACUGCAAGAGGAACGGUCGUUAGCUUAGACCUUCUGCCUAUUGACCCUAUACCCGGUGCGACCUUCCUACCCAACACGGACAUUCUGAAGCCAGAGUCCACAGCAAAAGUCUUGAAAUGCCUCGACGGCAAAUCUGCCAACGCUGUACUCAGCGACAUGGCACCGAAUGCCAGUGGUGUGAAAUCUCUUGACCACGAGGCGGUCGUUGCACUUUCGUACGCGGCUCUCAUUCUCUCCUUCAGAGUUCUCGGCGUCGGCGGUUCAUUCCUGUGCAAGAUCUGGAACGGCAGCGAGGCAGUCAAGCUCUCCGACGACAUCAAGAGGUUCUUCACGUUUGUGAACUACGUGAAGCCGCCGGCAAGUCGCAAGGAUUCCGGCGAGAUUUACAUCUUGGGCCGAGAGUUUAAGGGAGCCGAAGUCAAGAAGUAGCGAGUAGUGUAGCCAAGGAAUUCUGGUGCAGCCUUAGUGUCGCUCGUAUUGCGCAUUCCUAUCUGUCUGGUGCUGUGCCAACAGCAGGCAACCACUGCCAACAAUGCAGGAGUGCGCACCAAGGCCGUGCAAGUUCUGCGAGUCUGCGCUCGCGAGGUACACUUGCCCGAGGUGCAACUGCGGCUACUGCUCCAUCAAAUGUUACAAGGAUGCCAGGCAUCAAGGCUGCAGUGAGGACUUCUACAAGGACUGCGUCCAGACCUACUUGCGCAUGGAGCAGGCCAACCCCGAAACCCAGAAAAAGAUGGUGGACAUUCUUAAGGCCGUCCAGA
Molecule: messenger RNA, 1178 nt
Organism: Rhipicephalus sanguineus (brown dog tick)
Lineage: Eukaryota; Metazoa; Arthropoda; Arachnida; Ixodida; Ixodidae
Gene: Mrm2
Product: rRNA methyltransferase 2, mitochondrial
Exons: 2
Coding region: 82-846 (254 amino acids)
Biological process (GO): RNA methylation
Cellular component (GO): mitochondrion
Molecular function (GO): rRNA (uridine-2'-O-ribose)-methyltransferase activity
Source: RefSeq, a predicted model, not a curated record